Molecule: messenger RNA, 3510 nt
Organism: Megalops cyprinoides (Indo-Pacific tarpon)
Lineage: Eukaryota; Metazoa; Chordata; Actinopteri; Elopiformes; Megalopidae
Product: SH2 domain-containing adapter protein F-like
Exons: 7
Coding region: 256-1671 (471 amino acids)
Molecular function (GO): phosphotyrosine residue binding
Source: RefSeq, a predicted model, not a curated record
CAUAUUGCUCGGCGGAGAUCGAGCGCAGAGCGCUUUCGCUGUCAGUGCGAUAGUGCCAGAGUUACAGGACAGCACGGAGUGGUUCGGGCUCUGCGCACUUGGUCAGCGCAGGGUAAAAGGACGGAAUCUGAGCUGGAGAAACACGCAGCAGCAGGUCGGGGAGAGCCGAGGACUCAGCCGCACACGGAACGAGGACCUCGGCAGGAAAAGUGGAACGAAAUAUUAAAACAGACUUGUGAGCAAUGCGCUGGCAGCAUGGCCAAAUGGUUCAAGGAACACCUGGGAUUCAAAACCACCAAGGCGCCACCUCCGGCUCCCCCGAAGCCGGACUACAGACACUACCACCCCGCUGUGCCCGGAACGCCAGGCUACCAUCAGCCAAGCUCAGGGGCCACUUCUCACUACCCGAGCCCCGCACAGCCGGACAUUCUAGCUGCCUACAAACUACAGAAGGAAUUGGACUUCGAGGACCCUUACACGGGAGGCGGAAACAUUUCAUUUUCAACAGGCUUGAGUUCUGUGGGGUCGCCGGACAUAAAAUACGUGUCGCCGAAACACCGGCUUAUCAAGGUGGAAACGAUCGAGAAAGGCAACCCCACUACAGGCAGUGGUAUUAUAGCAGCCCCAGCUGUUUCUGCUGGGAACGUGAAAUCUCCCACAUCACCUCCAGUAGAGCAGGAAAACAAGCAAGAAAAGCUCAUCAUCCUUGAGGACUAUGCAGACCCCUUCGAUGCCGAGCAGGCCGGAGGGACCCAGGUGCCCACGGAGAAGGCGACGGAGAACGACGGCUACAUGGAGCCCUAUGAGGCACAGAAGAUGAUGGCAGAGAUCCGCGGUGGACGGGGCCCAAAGGAGGGGCCGGUGCGGCAGCUGCCCCUGUACGACACGCCCUAUGAGCCGGCGGAGAACGGCGGGGACUCGGACGCCGAGCCCCCCCGCUGCCCCCGCGAGAGCCGGCUGCCACAGGACGACGAGAGGCCCCCGGAGGAGUACGACCAGCCCUGGGAAUGGAAGAAGGACAGGAUCUCCAAGGCCUUCGCAGUAGAGAUUAAAGUCAUCAAGGAUCUGCCCUGGCCCCCGCCGGUCGGGCAGCUCGACAGCAGCCCCCCGCUGGCUGAGGGCGUGGAGGGCCCCCCGCCGCCGUCCCAGCCCUCGCCCGGACAGCCCGCCGGUGACCAGCACCAUCACGUCCAGUUUGACGGCGUGGAGAAGUCACGAAUGUCGCCCACCAAGGAGGGCAAGGUGCGCCCGCUCCAGCGCCACUCCAGCGGCUGCCUGGUCAACACCAAGCUGGGCUCCCAGGACCACUGCAUCCCCAGCGUAGGCGAGCGCAUCGACCCCUCCAUGCCCCUGGAGAGCCAGUUCUGGUACCACGGAGCGAUCAGCCGGAUAGAUGCCGAGUCCCUGCUGAGGCUGUGCAAGGAGGCUAGCUACCUGGUCAGGAACAGCGAGACCAGCAAGAAUGACUUCUCCCUCUCCCUGAAGAGCAGCCAGGGCUUCAUGCAUAUGAAACUGUCCCGGACCAAAGACAACAAGUACAUCCUGGGUCAGAACAGCUGCCCCUUCGACAGCGUGCCGGAGAUCAUCCACUUCUACUCCAGCCGCAAGCUGCCCAUCAAGGGGGCCGAGCACAUGUCCCUGCUGUACCCCGUGGCCAUAAGGACGCUAUAGUGCCACUCUCUGAGCCUCCGUGGCCAGAGGGGGCUAAAUAUCCAUCUCCUCAUCCCUGCAUCUGGUCCUAUACCCACUCCCCUCUCUCUCUCUCACUGGAUCACACUGGUCACUGGUCAGCGGGGGUGAGAGUUCAGAGGUCAAAGUGCGAGGAGUAUGUGUUGGGGGGUGGUGGAAGGGUUGAAGAAGAUCACAGCACCACAUCAGAGGCUAGUAGUUAUCUCCCUCUCCUGCUCUCUGACCUGUGACCCUUGCUCUUCACAUCCACUCUCUCACACAGGUCAUCCGUCUGUCACAAUCUGCCCUUCUCUCUUACAUAAAAUAGUCACAAAGGUCAUCCCUCUGUUCUCAGAUCUGACAACUUUUACCACUACUGUUAUAUAAAUCACUCACACCACUCACCAGGUCACCACUCUGUUCCUAGACCGGUCACAUUCUAUAUAUCUGUCUCUUCCAUAACUCACUCACACAGGUCAUCUCUCUGAUCUCAGACCAGUCACCAUCACUCUAUCUCUGUUCAGGACACAUGCUCACUCAGGUCAACUCUCAGUUCUCAGACCUGUCCUUCUCAUUCAGUCUCUCCUCACAGCACUCACUCACAAAGGUCAUAUCUUUGCCAGGGUUUGGGCCAUUCUGAAGGGCCUACUGUGUCUCUGAUAUGAGCACAAGGCCAUGUGGUGUGCUCAGUGUGGGCUCAGUAAGACUCUUCUACAGCCCAGCACUGUAUAGACAGCUCAACCCUUUCUCUGUUUCCCUUUGUUCUAAGGCUAGGCCAUAUUUCAGAGAAACAGCUGUAUUGAUUGAGGAUGUCUAGUUAAGUGGAUUUUAAUGCUUCUUAUUGUUUGGUCCGUACAAUCAAAUCUGAUGCUUGCUCUUGUAGGAUAUAUCUGAGUCCCUCUAUUUCCUGCUGACAUUGCGGUCUUUGAACCAUCAACAUCCCGACAGCUUGAAGGAGCUGCCCAGGUGCAGACUGGUUGGUGCCAACUAGUGGCUAGUAGUGGAGUGGACUCUUAAGUCUCAGUGGCCAGUAAGAAUCAGUCACCAUUUUUCAAGAUUGUUCCAUUUCUAAUCUGCUGUUCAUGGUUGCUUCAUUAAUUUAAUGUUUCCUUUGUGGAUUUGGUUGUGUACAUGCAUUUGUCAAGUUAUGAAUCCGAUCAAAGCAUUGUAAAUGUGGGGAGGAAUCGACCAAUCAAUCACUGCAAUACAUUUUUAGUGCUCCCAUUGGUAGCUAAAGGAGAUAGGUGUAUCCCCAUCUCCCCCCAAAAAUAAAUAUCAAAAUAAGAUCCUAUCUCAAAUUCAAUAGAAAAGCUCUAAUUCAAGGCACUUACAAGCUUUCAGUUCGUGGUCCCUGACUGGGAAUGUAUGAUACAGACCAUCAGUGUACAGCUUAGUUUAAUCGAUUAACACACACCCGCUGAGUCCGUCAGUGACAGGAAGGACUCCCCGGUGUGUUUAUAGCUGUUAGUGCGUACACACCGAGCACCCUGCAAAGUGAUCCAUGUGUACAGUGUUCUUGAGUCCCACAACGUUCUGUCCCGUGAUUGGCUGCAAAGUCCAUAGUGCUGCCUGAGGCCACUGUGACGCCUGUGCCGGUUCAGUGCGCACCCCAGACCAGUCAACCAACAGAUGGAGCAGCCUGCGUCCUCCUGCUCUCUCUCUCAGAGGGGAGGAGAGGGUCCUCUAUAAAAUGAGCCAAAUAGUAUUUGAAUCCCCCACAAACCCGGGACAGCUUUGCAUUGGAGGAACGAAACAUACCUGCAUCGUCUACCUCAGAGAAUAAAUGUUGUUCGCCCAUCUUUAGAUCAGUAGGUACAAUGGGAUUGCAAAUGUUGAUUAUAU